This is a messenger RNA of Symbiodinium sp. CCMP2592, 372 nucleotides long. The record is from the annotation of a GenBank genome assembly. NCBI's taxonomy places the organism in Eukaryota, Dinophyceae, Suessiales, Symbiodiniaceae.
AUGUCCAUCGAAGUGUUCGAUAAGUACUUCCAGGAGGGGCGGAAGAUAGUUACCGUCAAGGAUGUUGAGCCGGAGAAGUUUAUCAAGGCCUUCUCGCAGCACCUGAAGCGACAAGGACGCUUCGAGCUGCCGAAGUGGGCCGAUGUUGUCAAAACCAGCAGCUUGCUUUGGGUUCGUGCUUUGGAUAUUAGGGCUUUGUACAGGGUGAGGAUCGAGCUGCGGAGUUGUGCCCGGCUCUCUUUCAUGAAUCACCUUGAAUGUGGGAGUGCCAGUCGGAAAUUGUUGAUUCCCGAAAUUGUGUGUUUGGCCGACAGGGUAUGGGAGACAAUGCAUAUCAGGAGGCUGAAUGCUAUGUGUACUUGGAGAUGCUGA